AUAGCGUCUGCAAUCUAAAAUCUUCACAUUUGGUGGUCCAUAGCUCAGGGGAAACUAGCUACGUAAAACUGCUCGAUGCGGUACCAGUUAACAUGAAAUUUAACGCAACGGCUUUAUUCCAGCUUGAAAAGCGAUACUGCCUGCAGUGUAUGGGGAAUAUCUGAAUAACAACACGAAAGUUGGCCUCUGCCGGGUAUUUCCUAAUGAAUCACUUUCGACAUCCAUCAGCGUUUCAUGCCACUACCAAGCAAGCACAGCUUCUUUUUGAAGAUUGGAAGCUAUCCUCAUCGACAAUUCUUAUUGGUUCAUGUGCUGGUGUAUUCUUCCUGUCAAUCCUGAGCGAAUGCGUCAGAGCUCUGAGAUCACGAAUAGCCGAUCAAACGACUAGUGAAAACCCCAACGCUACCACCACCUACAAAACCUCAUUCCCCAAGAGCACAAAAAAUGAGGAAUUUCAAAAAGACCUGCAAACGGAAGCAAAUGGUCCACAAAGAGAUGUGUCAUCAUCAGAGGCAGCUACAGAUGAGAACACAGCUUGCACUAUUCAGAAUGGCUCUGGAAAUGAAUUGCUGCCGGAUAUUAAACAAGAACGACCAAAACUAAAAAUAACCAGCAAGAUUCAUUUUCUCCAACUCUCACUGCAUAUCCUGCAAGUCAUCUUGGGUUAUGCUCUCAUGCUUGUCAUAAUGACAAUGGAUAUUUGGCUUGGGCUUGCUGUGGUACUCGGCCUGGGGACUGGAUACUUCAUCUGUACAGGGCCUUUUCAACACAGUGGUCCCCUGGUGCAUCUUGGGAAAAUUAUGAGCAUAAUACCACUUAAGGCUAUUGCUCAUUAGCAUAUUAAUGCUAAGUCUCCUUGGAAAAUGCACCUGACGGUUAAUAUGCCUUUGCUUUCUUAUACAAAAGGAAGUGACAGUAAAUUAUGGUAAAUUGAGGUGAUAAAAUGGGUACGAAGCACCAAAACAGUUUGGCGGUGCCCCAAAUGGCUCAACCAGGCUCUAAUAAUUACUAUGCUGAAAUGAAAAUAGAUUUCUCUCCAUUCAAUUUGAAUUUCAAAUAAGCAAACUUUUUUCAACUCUUGAUCUUCUUUUAUUUAUAUAGGAUCACUUAUUUUUUCAAGUGUUGCAGUUAUGUUAAAAACAAACAGGGAUUUAUUCUUUGAUUUAGAGAUUAAAAAGUCUAUACUAAGCUAUUUGUGUCAAAUAUCAUAGAUUAUGAAUGUAUUGCAUUUUAAAAGAAAAUAGGGAAAACUGAUUUCUUGUUUAAAUUUAAUUUUGAUUAUCAAAUAAGCACUUUAAAUUAAGCACUUAAUACAUUUUUCAUUUUUGAAAAAGGUGUAAAACAGGGAUUUUUAUCUAUAAUCCAGAUAUUUUUUAUUCAUAAAGGGGAAUAUUUUUUGCUUCAAACAACACCAAAAUAAAAUAAACAAUUUUCUGAGAAAAAAAAUUAUUUAAGUCUUAUUAGGGCUUGGGAAAUAUUCCAUCUAGCGUAAUUUACAUAGAAAUCAAUUUUUGUGGGUCUGUAAAAGGAACAUUUUCUUGUACUUCUUGCUUUAACCAAGAGAAUAAAUUGUAUAAUUGUAAAAAUUAUAUUAAUAGUUUAGUAAAAAAACAAUAAUUUAUUGUGACAA
Messenger RNA from Nematostella vectensis (starlet sea anemone), 1630 nucleotides. RefSeq names its product probable low affinity copper uptake protein 2. Lineage: Eukaryota; Metazoa; Cnidaria; Anthozoa; Actiniaria; Edwardsiidae. The transcript is spliced from 5 exons. The coding region runs from base 204 to 836 and encodes 210 amino acids. Gene Ontology annotation, cellular component: membrane. Gene Ontology annotation, molecular function: copper ion transmembrane transporter activity. Gene Ontology annotation, biological process: copper ion transmembrane transport. The record is from RefSeq and is a predicted model, not a curated record.